AUGGAUCAACCAAGUACUUCAAAAAAUUCUCGCAAAAGAAGAAGAGUGGUUGCAGCUACUAGUGAGGACUUCGAAAAUACUCUACAAACUUGGUUAGAAAAGGAAACGGAGGGUGAUUUUAGCGACGUUGACGAUGAUCAGGCAGACCCAGACUUCUUCUUGCAAUCUGAUCACGAAACCGAAUCCGAACAGUCAGAAGACGAACAAGAGAAUGAGAAUCAGCUACAAACUAGACCGACCAGUGUGCCUCUUGUUGAUGUCAACCGAACUUUAAGAUCCGAAACUACGAGUCCUAUUUCAAUUUUAUCUGGUAAUCAAAAGUAUUAUUACGGAAAAAAUGGGUACAAGUGGUCAUCUGAAGAACCUGUUAACAGAUCAAGUCGUACAGCAAGUCACAAUAUUGUUGAUAUUCCACCACGUCAACCCAAAACAUUCAUCGACUCGGAAUCUUUAUGGCUUGAGCUAUUUGACACGAAAAUGAUUGAUACAAUUGUUACUUGUACUAAUCAAAAACUUUCACAGGUUUGCACAAAGUACAAAAAUCCAGACAAAGUUGAACUUAGAUCAACCGAUCGCGAAGAAAUGAAAGCUUUCUUGGGUUUAUUAUUUUAUACCUCAGUUUUCAAAUCAAAUCACGAAAAUACCAAAUGCAUUUUUGCUACUGAUGGUUCCGGGCGUGAAAUUUUUCGCUGCGUAAUGUCUCAAUUCCGAUUUCUCACCCUCCUAAACUACAUUCGUUUCGAUGACAGUAACAGUAGAUCACAACGCCUUGAAACGGACCCAUUGGCUGCAAUUUCAGAAAUUUUUGGGCUGUUCAUUGCCAAUUGCAAGAAAGCGUAUACUCCCGGAGCAUACUUAUGUGUAGAUGAGAUGCUAGUUUCAUUUAGAGGCAGAUGCAAAUUUAUUAUUUAUAUUCCCAAAAAGCCGGCCAAGUAUGGCCUAAAAAUUUUAGUUGUUUGUGACGCAGAAACCUUUUAUGUACACAAUGCAUACAUCUACCACGGAAAAGACUCUGAUGGGCUAGGACUACCAGAAACCGAGAGAAAGCUUGCCAUCCCAACUCAGUCUGUAUUACGUUUGUGUAAGGAUUUUGAAAAAACCUAUAGAAAUAUUACAGCCGAUAAUUGGUUUAGCUCCAUAGAAUUGAUGGAACAGUUAAAAGAUAGGGGUCUCACUUACGUUGGAACACUGAAAAAAAAUAAAGGACACAUCCCACCUGAAUUUCAAGCAUCUAAAACUCGUUCGCCUGAAUCGUCGCUACACGGCUUCACGAAAGACUUCACUAUUGUGUCUUACGUCCCCAAAAAGUCAAAAGCAGUGUUAUUGAUAUCUUCUAUGCACCACACAAAGCAAUUGGAUCCACUAACAAAAAAGCCGGAAAUUAUAAUGGAUUAUAAUAGAACAAAAGGGGGUGUUGACGAAAUCGAUAAAAAAUGUUCGAAUUAUUCAUCAAGUCGUAGAACCCGACGUUGGCCUCUCGCUAUUUUUUUCAGAAUCUUGGACUUGAGUGGAGUCAACGCCUAUGCUCUGUACAAGACCUGCACUGCCGUUCCUAAUAUUUCUAGAGCUCAGUUUCUCCAGGAUCUUGCUCGCAGUUUGGUCUUACCACACCUAAAACGUCGAGUGUAUAAUAAUCGUUUACCAAGAGAGCUGCGAUUGACAAUAUCACGCGUACUAGGUACAGAUAAGCCACCAGAACCUGAAAUAACUGCCCCUGAAGAUACAGAAGCAGCGAGAAAAACAUGUAAAAUUUGUCCAUCAAGACUCAAAAGACGUACUAAGUACAGCUGCAUCGAAUGUCGCAAGGCUAUCUGUCUCGGAUGUUCAAAAACAGUAUGCGUGGAAUGUGCAGACAAUAAGUAA
Molecule: messenger RNA, 1863 nt
Organism: Melitaea cinxia (Glanville fritillary)
Lineage: Eukaryota; Metazoa; Arthropoda; Insecta; Lepidoptera; Nymphalidae
Product: piggyBac transposable element-derived protein 4-like
Exons: 1
Coding region: 1-1863 (620 amino acids)
Source: RefSeq, a predicted model, not a curated record